This is a messenger RNA of Solea senegalensis (Senegalese sole), 1410 nucleotides long. RefSeq lists its product as uncharacterized. The record is from RefSeq and is a predicted model, not a curated record. Lineage: Eukaryota; Metazoa; Chordata; Actinopteri; Pleuronectiformes; Soleidae. The transcript has 3 exons. Bases 178 to 1410 code for a protein of 410 amino acids.
CCCCCCCGAGUCUGUUGUGUGAGGAGAGGUCCGUGAAGGCAACACGGUUAAAGGAAGUACACUGCGACUUCACUUGAGGAUUUCCAACCAAAUCAGGGCGUCAUCGACCUGCCAUCGUCUCCUACAUUCAACACACGACACAUUUCAGAAGAUGCUUGAGUCCAGUUACCAGAGACAAUGAACCAAACAAGCCAGACGGACACAAACAGAGGCGGGUCACACAGACAUGUUUCUCUGGCUCCGCCCUCCAGGUGUCUGACGGACAGACAGCUGCUGCUCUCCUCCACAAAACCACAUGCAUCUAUCUUAAAGGAACACAGAUGUGAUGUUUACAGAAGACACCUCACCGAUAUGAGCUUCUGGACACGCCCAAGAGAGGAGAGAGCAGAGAUGAGCAGAGAUGUGUCGCCUCCCUCAGGCGCUCAUAAACACUGCGCCUCCUCUGUGGCUGUGUCAGAGCUCAGGGGCGGUCGAGACCACGAAGAACAUACUUUUAGAUCAUCAAGUGAGCAAAGCCUCUCAGGUUCUAUACCAGAGUUUGAGCCACCAAACCUUCCUCUGAGACAGUCACUCACCUCCACUGUCCUGAAUCCUACUUACACUCCUCAACCAGGGCACUUGAAGUCAGGCCAGAAAGAGGGAAGAGGUUGGGGGCGUUCAGAGGGAGAUCUGACGUCUCCUCACAAGGCAAAUUACUGGGCCUGUGCCAUCCCUAAAGAUUUGCCUCAAUCUCCAGACAGGCACUCUGCAGGCUGGGACCCGAACAAGGAGUACCAGGCACUGCUGGAUUACACCUACCCUCUAAGAACAAAUCCUUUGACCUGUGACAGCGCUGAGCGCCACAAGCACUCCCUCCUGCAGGCAGACAUGCAAGACUCAGGGAUUGACCUGGAAAACGUUUGCAGUUGGACGAGUCUGUCGGGGUUAGACGUCUCUGUGAGCAGCACAGAGCAGACAGAAGAGAGGAGUCGUCUGGAUCGUAGCUUCACUGAGCUGCAGGGGGAGGAGCCACUCCUCCUCACAGACCCUGCGACUUUGUACCUGAACAAUGUGGACAGCAGUAAGAGCGGCAGUGAUCACCACCUUCAACGCCAUGAAUGGCCCUGCUCCACCUCCACCGCUCUCACCCGCUCCUCCGGGAUACUUCAUCAGCCAGUGUGUGCAUGUAUGGAGGAAGACGAGGAGGUCAGGCGUCUUCCAGAGCAGCUGAGCGAGCUGCAGCUGCUGUCCACUCAGGUCUGUGUUCAAACUCACUUUACAUCACUAACCUAUUAUGCAGGAGUAGGGAACUAUGUGAUGAUUGGACACAGGAAGAGACGUCCACACACAAAACUACUUAACAAUCCUAAAGUGACAAUCUCCAGCAAAACUGGGAGUCACCAGUCACUCGUUUCUUGCAUUUUAGAAUGA